Molecule: messenger RNA, 321 nt
Organism: Metarhizium brunneum ARSEF 3297
Lineage: Eukaryota; Fungi; Ascomycota; Sordariomycetes; Hypocreales; Clavicipitaceae
Source: RefSeq, a predicted model, not a curated record
AUGCCAUACGGCAGCCAAUUCGACCCCGAAGCCUGCGGUUCCCAUGUCCCGGCGGAGUUUGCCGGCCGAUCCCGCGUAUCCGUGCUCCUCGUCAUCCUGUCCGAAGUUGACGGCUUGAUUCUGCAACACGUGAACAUGCCCGUGUCCGCCGAGAACACCACAAAAUUCUACAGCACUCUUCAUGACCCUGUGAGUGCUGAGCUUGGUCUUGUGCUCAAGAACAUGGAGGCAAUUACGUCCCACGACGGCGGGAGCUGCUGCUCGCCGCCACGACAGGGCAUUGUCCAAGUUCUCGCCGGUUCGAAACGUGAAUGGUACUGA